AGAAACUAGAACUACAAUAGACAUCGCUCACAACGCAAUGAACUACACUUCCCAGCAAUAUCACUGUGCGAAUCAUCUUCCUUCCGGUGUAAGACUCCUCGCCUGAAGAGAGCAAGCUAACAGGAGAAGAGGCUGCAUGAAUAAGGCCGUGCGAUCACGAUGCCCUUGGAGGUGAGAUGGCCGUUCCCACAGCGCCCCCAUGCGGGCUGGAGGCUCUCGGGCUCCCUGGUGAUGGGCAUGGUGGGAUCUUACAGCUACUUCUGGACCAAGUACUUGAACUGUUUGAUGGUACACAACCAGGAGGUCCUGCUGGAGCUGAUUGAUGAGCGGCCCCGUGAUACACCCCUUAUCACACUCUCAAAUCACCAGUCCUGUAUGGAUGAUCCACACAUCUGGGGAAUUCUGAAGCUCCGCCACUUAUGGAACUUUAACAAGAUGAGAUGGACUCCAGCUGCCUCUGAUAUAUGCUUCACGAAGGAGUUUCACUCCCGUUUCUUCAGUCGUGGGAAGUGUGUGCCUGUGUGUAGAGGAGAUGGUGUGUACCAGAAAGGCAUGGACUUCAUCCUGGAGAAGCUCAAUGCAGGGGAGUGGGUACACAUAUUCCCAGAAGGAAAGGUGAACAUGACACAGGAGUUCAUCAGGUUAAAAUGGGGUGUGGGGAGGUUGAUAGCAGAGUGUUCACUCAACCCUAUCAUUUUGCCCCUUUGGCAUGUAGGAAUGAAUGAUGUCCUUCCGAAUAAACCUCCUUAUAUCCCCCGGACUGGUCAGAAAAUUACUGUGUUGGUAGGGAAGCCCUUUACUGUCAAACAUCUAGUUGAAAAAUUGAAAUCUGAAAACAAAAAUCAGACGGAAAUGAGGAAGGCCUUGACGGACUUCAUUCAGGUGGAGUUUCGCAGCCUGAAAGCUCAGGCAGAGGCCCUCCAUCACCGCAUUCAGAACUGUGGGCGAUAGCGAGGCCUGAAGUGUCUCAGGUUUUGCAGCUAUCAGGGAAAAUGAAAGUGCAAAGGAGCCAAAAAUGAUUGGUGCCCUGCUUUAGGAUUCAUAUUUAGAGUGUAUCUGAACGCAAGUGCGUAAGGAUGAAAGACAAUGACACACAGCUGCCUCAUUCAUUGGGGGGAAAAAACUGUAAUUCUCAUCUCUGAGUCAUUAGGACAAGAGUGACCAGAGAUUUGUCACAAUCAACGUUCCGCUUUUUGAUGAAAAUAAUAUGAACCCGAUUCUGCUUCUGUUAUCCUGAGAAUUGAGAUGGGGUUACAUUGGGUGCAGAAUAUCUACAUACAUGGAUUCCCUCAGUUUGCAAAAGGUUUUUAAAAACAUCAAACAGGUCUUUUCAGAAUAUCUUUGUACUUUUCCCCCUUAUUUCUUCUUAAGUUAAGCCUACUGCAGAUACUUUGUGUCCACAGAUCAUCAGAAAAACAUGCUGAGUACAGAAAUUAUUAUAUACACAAUAAGGUUAACACAUUGCUUACCAGUCGUAUGUUAAAUAUUAACAGAAAUGUAGACUUUACGUUCUUUUGAAGGUUCUGCUUUGAUUUCAAGUUAAUUUACAGAAUUCAGCAUCUGCACAUAAUAUCUCUGCUUGUUCUGAGUCGGACAAAGUAUGUUAAAAUGGCUUAAUGGAGAUAUGGAAAUGAAAUGUCACAUUGUCUAAAAAUGAGCUUUUAACUCUUAAGUUUUAAAUAGAGCCAGGUGGUUAUGUGCAGCCCUUCUUUCAAGUUUAUCUCUCUUAGGGUACCUAAUUAUAAAGCAAGGUACAAUUACCAUUUAUUUAUUUCACAUAUUGCCUGAAAAAGGGGGGAGUUAUCUUUCCAUUUCGAUCUUAGUUUUUAAAUUUUUUUCAGUAAAUAUACUGUGCAUUAUGUGCAAAUAUAGUAAAUAAUGUAUUUUAAAAAUACCACAUGCACUAUGAACAUUUAAGACAUUAACGAAAAAUGCCUAAAAGUGUGCUGUGACAAAACCACCUGGACAGUGAGUAUCAAAUUCAAGAUGUGAAGCUGCUGACCUCAGUGUAGGGUCAUAUCAUGGGAUGUAAUACUCAGCUUUGUUUUUUGUCAGGCAGCUGAUCAAAAAUGGAAUGGACUGUUUUUACUCCUGUAGACAUUCACUGGGGAAUGACAGAAGUCAGUGUGCCUUCCUUUUGUCCUUAGUAAUAGUUUCACCCUAGUUGCUCUUUUCUUGUUUAUGUUGUGUAUGGAGAGUUAUUACCUAGAUCAAGCUUAAAUUUACCUUGUAUUUAACUGAAAUGAGCAAUUUUGCAUGAUGUAAUUUAUAGAAAUAUAUGAAUUUUUGCCUUAUUGUAAUUAAAACCUUGUAUU
This is a messenger RNA of Scleropages formosus (Asian bonytongue), 2315 nucleotides long. RefSeq names its product tafazzin, phospholipid-lysophospholipid transacylase (gene tafazzin). Gene Ontology annotation, molecular function: 1-acylglycerophosphocholine O-acyltransferase activity. Gene Ontology annotation, cellular component: mitochondrial membrane. The record is from RefSeq and is a predicted model, not a curated record. Gene Ontology annotation, biological process: inner mitochondrial membrane organization; cardiolipin acyl-chain remodeling. Lineage: Eukaryota; Metazoa; Chordata; Actinopteri; Osteoglossiformes; Osteoglossidae. The transcript has 11 exons. The coding region runs from base 160 to 951 and encodes 263 amino acids.